This is a messenger RNA of Arabidopsis lyrata subsp. lyrata, 1711 nucleotides long. RefSeq lists its product as uncharacterized. Gene Ontology annotation, molecular function: protein binding. The coding region runs from base 89 to 1525 and encodes 478 amino acids. Lineage: Eukaryota; Viridiplantae; Streptophyta; Magnoliopsida; Brassicales; Brassicaceae. The record is from RefSeq and is a predicted model, not a curated record. The transcript is spliced from 2 exons.
UCUUCUCUAUUUCUAUGCUCUAAAAUCUCCUUAUAUACAUAGUCCCCAUACUUAUCCUCAAAACUCACCACAAAAUCUCAUCAACUCAAUGGCUUCAAUUCUCUCAAUUCUUCUUCUCCUUCUUUCACUUUCAAAUCUCCACUUCACUUUACCUACCGGAAACAGCCACAUUAACGACAGAAAAUCCUUAGAAAUCAUUAUUGGUGGUGGUGACGACGGCAAUCCACCACCGUCACCGGAACCGGAACCAGAACCUGCAGAUUGCCCUCCUCCAUCUCCCCCUCCUCCAUGCCCUCCUCCUCCUCCAUGCCCUCCUCCUCCACAGCUUCCACCGCGUUCACCACCGCAUCCACCACCUACGCCUAAGAAGCCGCCGCCAACACCUGAUCUACAGUUUGCGAGCUCACUAAUAAAGAAAGUCUAUCCAGUUCUCCAAAGAUUCAAGGGUCUAGUCGCAGAUGAUAAACUUAAGUCUUGGGAAGGACCCGACAUUUGCAACAAAUACCUCGGACUCAAAUGUGCGACUUUUCCAGGAACCACCGAUCUCGCACUCGCGAGCGUCAAGUUUAAUGGGUUAAAAUUGAGAGGCAAGAGAGGCAAGAAACUCCUGUUAGAUAACUUCCUCGACAAGUUAGAAGAAGUCACCAUCUUCCACGCAAACUCCAACGAUUUCAUCGGCUCUGUGCCUGACAUCAGCAAGUUGACAUACUUAUUCGAGCUCGAUCUAAGCAACAACAAACUCACCGGAGAUUUCCCAACCAAUGUCUUGAUGAAAAACAAUCUCACGUUUCUUGAUCUCAGGUUCAAUCAGUUCUCAGGCUCUGUUCCUCCUCAGGUCUUUAAUCUCGACCUUGAUGUCUUGUUCAUCAACAACAACAAUCUUGUUCAGAAGCUUCCAAGCAAUCUUGGAUCCAUCACUGCUCUUUACCUCACCUUCGCCAACAACAGGUUCACGGGUUCAAUUCCCGCGAGCAUAGGCAACAUCAAGUACCUACAAGAAGUCCUUUUCUUGAAUAACCAGUUAACCGGAUGCUUACCGUACCAAAUCGGAAACCUAACCCGAGCCACUGUUUUCGAUGUUGGGUUCAACCAAUUAACCGGUCCAAUACCGUACUCUUUCGGUUGCUUAGAAACGAUGGAACAACUCAAUUUAGCCGGAAACAAGUUCUAUGGAACCAUACCGGAGAUCGUAUGCGAGAUUGCUUGUCUCAAAAACGUUUCUCUCUCGUAUAAUUACUUCACUCAGGUUGGUCCGAAAUGUAGAAACCUCAUCAAGAGAAAAAUUAUGGACGUUAGUAUGAAUUGUAUACUUGAUCUUCCAAACCAGAAAACGCCAUCGGAGUGUGCUAACUUCUUCAUGCGGAAACAGACUUGUCUUAAUUCCAAGUCUUUGUUUACUGUCCCUUGUGGUAAGAAUCCAAACCGGGUUAAACCGGAUCAAGAACGAUUGGAGGACGAAAAAGCUCGAGUUUCUCAUCCGGUAUCUUACAACACACUUAACCCGGACCGGAUUCGGAAUCUAUAACCUUGGUUUUUUUAUUAUGAAAUAACUUAUAUAUAUACCCAAGUUGUUUAUAAUUUGAGGUGUCUAAUGCAAUAUAAAAGAAUAAAUGUAUUUGUAGUUGUGUACUUUCGGAUCAUCACUAUAUGUAUUUUCAUUGUUGUAUAAUCCAUCCUUUUCUUAAUAAAACAUCUUGUUUUGUAUGAAUCA